AUGGCCGCUGCAGUGUCCCCUCAGACGAGGCCCCAGGAACUUCAGACGCCCAAAAAGUCUCCGACCGAACCUAAUGUCCUGAACGUCGUCUUGGGCAACAUCCAGAUCAAGCCAUGGUAUCCCUCGUUCUACCCCGAGGAUCUCGUCGGCAGGAAGGCUGAGCGCCUCUAUGUCUGUGAGAGCUGUUUUCGCUACUCGAAAGAGCUCAUGCCAUACCUUGCACACAGACGAGUCUGUCCAUUGAAAGCGUCGCCGCCACCAGGGACGCUGAUAUACCAGACGGCCGACCAAUCAAUAUACGAGAUCGACGCANNGCUGUAUUCGCAAAAUCUCUCCUUGUUCGCCAAGCUCUUCCUUGACACAAAAUCCGUCUUCUACGAUGUCACCACCUUUCGAUACUACCUUCUCGUGCUUACGGACCCGCAAACCGCAGAAAGACAAGUCGUGGGCUUCUUCAGCAAGGAAAAGAUGAGCUGGGACAACAACAAUGUGGCUUGCAUUCUGGUCUUUCCACCCUGGCAGAAACGUGGCCUGGGCCAAUUGCUUAUGGGCGUGAGCUAUGAAUUGAGUCGGCGAGAAGGCAGACUCGGUGGUCCUGAAAAACGUAAGAGAAUCCCUUCUAUCAAAAACCAGCACUUGGGACGCCACGCUGACAAGAAGUUCNNAGCCCUAUCGAGUCUCGGAAGAAAGGCCUAUCUAGCAUACUGGUCAGCCUCGAUCUGUCGGAGCAUCUUGUCGAAUCCUUCAAAUCGAUCUUGGACUGUCGACCAGAUCGUUCAGAAAACCUGGAUCGCACCCGAAGAUGUGGUCAUGGCCCUGGGCGAGACGGCCAUGAUCGAGCCGAACAAAUUGCCCGAUGGAUCAGUCGUCUUGGUCAGGGGCAAGAUUGAAACCUGGGUGCGGGCACACGAGACGGCGGCGGUCACGCCGGCCAUCGAUAGGACCGCCUUUACGCAGACCUUUCGUGAUCAAAAACACUGA
Molecule: messenger RNA, 981 nt
Organism: Aureobasidium uvarum
Lineage: Eukaryota; Fungi; Ascomycota; Dothideomycetes; Dothideales; Saccotheciaceae
Source: the annotation of a GenBank genome assembly